UGAGUUGUCAAACAGGUUUGUGUUCCUGCGCUGGGAAACGCUUGUUUCAGACACAUUCAUGCGGGAGGACAGCGUCCUGUUGUCCGCUUGUCUCCAGCUCAGACCGCCGGCAGCCUGGAGCUCAACUCUUACCGCUCAGGAAAGCGUUUGUCUGAGAUGUAACAUCAUGUAACAUGGCGAGAAGAUGAUCACCUAAACUUCCAGCAACAGCUCACAGUGAAAAACGGGAAACUUAAGGUUUAAAAGAUGCCGGUGGAGGCGCUUCAACAUCCAUCAAGGCAACCAGCAAAGGCAGCCAUUGGAGUUUCUCCUCCUCGUUUGCGACCAAAGGGCCCGGUGGGACCGGACUUCUACAGACGAACGGCAGCAGGAACACCAAAGCAGAGUGCUGUGGAGAGACUGGAGGCAGACAAGGCCAAAUAUGUGAAAAGUCAGGUGGCUCUUUCCAAACAGCAGCCUGUCCGAGCUCCUGAGAUAAAGAAGCCUAUGCUAAACCCCAGCACUCCCCUCCGUCCCACCAGAAAGCUCCCGACCCAAGCUAAAGCAAAACAAGAUGGGGUCCAGCUGGACUUGGAGCACCUCAGCAGCCUCAUCAGCAACCUGCCUGUUGGAUCCCCGUCUGGUGUGGCUGCAGGCUGUGAGGACAGUAAGGCCUCUGAUGAUGCGGCGAACAGCAAAGCUUCGACACGCGCACUGCAGGUGAAGGAGCGCCCGUGCCCACCUCCACGUCCCGACUGGUCCAGUCCAGCUAAAGUCAGGUUAAAAGCAUCCGGACCAGCCAAGGCAGACAUUCCAGGGGUUCUUGGGGCCCCGGUUUCAGGAACGGUACGCAGAGUGGAUGUCAUGCCUCAGGCGGGCCCGGUGAAAGUGGCCAGCAGGCCACCACAGUAUGUGCGGCAGCCGCUUCAGCCCGUAGCUCUGCAUCCUCAGUUCCCUCUGCGAUCGGCCGCCUCCCGCCAACGUCUCUACAUCCAGAAAAUAAACCUAGCCUCUUCUCCCCUGAAACCUCCGCUUGCUCCGAAACCUGACAACUCUCUCAAUCCUCCAGCUGAAUCCCCAGCCUGUGCUACACCCGCCUUCCCUCCUCCUCCUGCUUCUCCAGCCAUCACCAGGUUGUCGUCCUCCAGCUCCAGAAAGCGGCCCUCUCUGACUCGGUCCAAGUCGGACAUGAGUGACCGGUACUCCCGCGCCGGCACGGAGCUGGAGCGCUUCUUUAACCUGUGCGGCCUGGAGCCGGCAGACCUACAGGAGCUGCAAGCUUCCAGCUCAGACAUUGUGUCGCUCGCUCGGUUCCGGAGCGUCAGCGCUCCGGGGUCCGAGUGUGGAGGCUCUAACAGGGGUGACGCAGAGGAAGAGGAGGAGGAAGAGACUGGGAAGGCUGCAGAGCGAGUUCCUUACGGGGUUUCUGUCAUCGAGAGAAACGCCAGAGUGAUCAAAUGGUUGUACGGAUUGAGGCAGGCCAAGGAGAACACGACUAAGAGCACCAACUUGUAGCACAGCGACUUCUUCCUCUUCUAAUCUAAACAUGGAGAACUGGACUGUUUCAAGUCUAAAUGUUAAACUGGAUGAAAGAUGAGAGUAAAUAUGAAGAAUUGUGUCCCUUUGACAGGAGAAAGUUUUCUUUGUUUUGUGGAUUCAGAGAGGUGAUGAAACUUUUUGUUUUAUAUUUCUUUGUUUUGUUUCUUUUCCUUUUCGUCAGAACAAUCUGCGUAUUUUUCUGCUGCAGCCGUCGAACAGCGCCUCUAAAGGCGUGUGGAGCAUAUUCUGCUGGAAACAAAUGCUUAACGAAUAAAAAGAACUACA
Molecule: messenger RNA, 1803 nt
Organism: Cyprinodon variegatus (sheepshead minnow)
Lineage: Eukaryota; Metazoa; Chordata; Actinopteri; Cyprinodontiformes; Cyprinodontidae
Product: protein FAM110B-like
Exons: 2
Coding region: 247-1494 (415 amino acids)
Source: RefSeq, a predicted model, not a curated record